Nothoprocta perdicaria is the source of this 1197-nucleotide messenger RNA. Its product is annotated as cadherin-1-like. Gene Ontology annotation, cellular component: plasma membrane; catenin complex; adherens junction. The record is from RefSeq and is a predicted model, not a curated record. Gene Ontology annotation, molecular function: calcium ion binding; cadherin binding; hydroxyisourate hydrolase activity. The transcript is spliced from 8 exons. Gene Ontology annotation, biological process: cell-cell junction assembly; homophilic cell-cell adhesion; purine nucleobase metabolic process. NCBI's taxonomy places the organism in Eukaryota, Metazoa, Chordata, Aves, Tinamiformes, Tinamidae. Bases 1 to 1197 code for a protein of 398 amino acids.
AUGGUGCCCGCUGCCUUCGCCCUCCUCCUCCUCCUGGCCCUGCCGGUCGGGCGUGCRGCGGGGGCGCUGCCGGGCGCAGAGCAGCCGCGCUCAGCCCCGGGGGUGGCUGGAGCCGCGGGCAGAGCCGAGCGCCCCGCGGCCCUGCAGCUCGCGGCGCUGCCCGCGCCGCCCGGAGCCCUGCGGAGGCAGAAGAGGGACUGGGUCAUCCCGCCCAUCAGCUGCUCGGAGAACGAGCGCGGCCCCUUCCCCAAGAACCUYGUGCAGAUCAAGUCCARCAAGGACAAGGAGACCAAGGUUUUCUACAGCAUCACGGGGCAGGGGGCGGACACCCCCCCCGUGGGCGUCUUCACCAUCGAGCGGGAGACGGGGUGGCUGAAGGUGACGMAGYYGCUGGACAGGGAGGAGAUCAGCAGAUACGUGCUCUUCUCCCACGCCGUGUCGGCCAACGGGCAGCCCGUGGAGGACCCCAUGGAGAUCAUCAUCACCGUGACCGACCAGAACGACAACCGGCCCGUGUUCUCCCAGGCGGUUUUCCAUGGCUCCGUGCCGGAGGGGGCCGCGCCAGGCACCUCCGUGAUGCAGGUGCUGGCCACGGAUGCGGACGACGCCGUGAGCUCCCUCAACGGGGUGGUCACCUACUCCAUCCUGCACCAGCGGCCGGACUCGCAGAGCCCCAUGUUCUCCAUUGACAAGAGCACCGGCGUCAUCUCCGUGGCGGCGCCGGGGCUGCAGGCGGAGGGAGUGCCCGAGUACACGCUGGAGGUGCAGGCUGCGGAUAUGGAGGGCACGGGACUCAGGAGCACCGCCACGGCCGUCAUCACGGUGCAGGCCGAGGGCUCCUCGGAGCAGCUGGAGGGCUCCGUGACCACGCACGUGCUCAACACGGUGACGGGGCGGCCGGCGGCGGGGCUGGCGCUGCGCCUGGCGCGGCUGCAGGGCCCGGGAACGCAGUGGACGGAGCUGGUGCAGAGGGUGACGGACGAGGACGGGCGCUGCCUGCCCCUGCUGGCGCCGGGCCAGGCCGCGGCCAGCACCUACAAGCUGCGCUUCGAGACGGCGCCGUACUGGCAGGGCCUGGGCCACAGCAGCCUCUACCCCUACGUGGAGGUCGUCUUCACCAUCGCGGACCCUGCGCAGAAGCUGCACUUGCCGCUGCUGAUCAGCCCCUACUCCUACACCGCGUACCAGGGCAGCUGA